This is a messenger RNA of Lottia gigantea (owl limpet), 579 nucleotides long. RefSeq lists its product as hypothetical. Bases 1 to 579 code for a protein of 192 amino acids. The record is from RefSeq and is a predicted model, not a curated record. The transcript has 2 exons. Lineage: Eukaryota; Metazoa; Mollusca; Gastropoda; Lottiidae.
AUGAGUUUAAUUUUAAAACACGAACAACACAAAUUCGAAGGAGACGGUUUCUUCUCAGCUCUAUCAUCUCUCAUCCCAAAAGUAGCCAACUUUGUCUCAAACAACAAAUCCCUCAUUUCCUCAGAGGCGCAAGCUCUUGGAUCUGUAGCAAAAGCAGGAGUAAAUAUAAGCGAAGCAGUGAAAAGAUCUAACGAGUUGAAAGAAUUACAACAUAUAAGAGAAAUGCGAAAUAAAAGAUUAAAAAAUAAAAAAGGCAGUGGUAUGAAUGAAGAUGAAUUAGCCGCAUUAGAAACUAAACUUAAUGAUAAUAGUGAAAUAGUCGCUAUUAAAAAACAAUUACUCACUCUAGUAGAUACAACUCAAUUAAAAAAUUUAAAAUCAUUAAUAUCUAAAUUAGAUGAUAAGAUAACAAACCAAAAAAUAGACCUUAAUCAAUUAAUAGAUAAUAUUAUUCCAGGUAUAAGUGAAGAUAAAUUAGCCGCAUUAGAAACCAAACUCAAUGAUAAUAGUGAAAUAGUCGCCAUUCAACAACAAUUAGACAAUCUAGUAGAUACAACUCAGUUACAAAGUUUAAGUUAA